AUGAAAAAGUAUCAGCUCAUAGGGCGCAAAAAGGUUCUUAUUAAGAAAAAGGAUAUAUCUGAAAAAUAUUCACAAUAUCAUCUUUACUCUUUGCCAAUCGAGCUCUUGAUUGAAAUUUUCGAUUAUUGUAAAGACGACAAAAGAGCCCUUUUAAGUUUAUCAUUGGUAUGCAAUAAGUUUAAUAACAUAAUUAAUAAGAAUUUUUUGUAUAAAACUGUCUGUUUUCAAUCAUCAAAGGUAUUUUACAAGUUUUCUAUCAAUCAUUUACCGUCAUCAAGCAGCUCCUUUGUGAAGAGAUCACGAUGGAACGAAACGAGCUCGAAAGUGAAUUUCAUACAAAACGUUAAGUUUCUGAGUCCUCCCUCUUAUAAGUCCAUUGAUCAUACUACACAGAUAGGAGGAUAUCAAAUUGAAGUUGACUGUCGAAAUUCAAUAAACACUUAUAACCAUUACAUGGAUUCAUUUGCAUCAUUACUCAAAGAGGCUUUUGGUUUGAAGACAGUGUCGAUAGAUGAAAUUUCACCAUUUUUUUCAUUUCCUAUAGAGUUUUCGCAGGAAAGCCUUACACUGAAUUAUGUUUGGAAGAAGAGACAACCUAGUAGAGUAUUAGAUAAGUUAGUUCUUAAAGCACAAUCAGGCUGGUCCAUUCCUUUCAAAUUGUCGCAUAUUUCGUUGAUGCUGUCUGUGUUCGAUAUUAUUAAUGAGUUAGUGUUGCAUAAUUUUGUAUUGGAUGACGAAAAGCUAUUGACUGGUCAACUACCGAAGAAAUUAAUUGUCAAAAAAUUAACUUUGCAGUCAUGUCUUUAUACCAAUUCAAAUAGGAAACAAAGGAAGGUACCAGACAUAUUUUCUGAAGUUCUGUCCCUUGAGUUGCGUCAUGCAUUAUCGGGGAAUGAUUUGACUAUCCUUGAUUUAAUCAAAUCAAAUAACCGAUUAUCGGAGCUUUCGAUUGAUAUUGGAUCCUCUAUAUUUUACAAGACAGUUGAAAAUGAAAGAAUCUUCAAUUUCCGAAAAUAUAACCUGUUUUUUCAACUAAUUUGUUCGGGUAAAGGUUCCUUCUCUACUUUGAAAGAUUUAAAGCUUAAAAAUUUUGACCUAUUUGAUACCUAUGGACACAUCCAUAAUAUUAAAUUGAAUGACGAUAAUGCUAGUAGCUCUUCUUCAAUAGAUUCGUUUGAGGAGCUCCUAGAAUAUUUGGGGAAUGUUGAGCACCUCACCAUCAUUUUGAAGGAUAAAACAAACAAAUUAAAAACGUGUAUUAAAUGUGGUUUCACUGAAAAUGAUAGAGAUUUCAAAAGUCAUGAAUUGAACCCCGAAGUUUGGGCUGCUUUAUUGAAGCCACUUUUUAGUUCAACUAAACAAAAAUCAACUAAAAUUAUAACUAGCAAAGGGCGUGAAGUGUAUGUUAACUCGAAAGCGACGUAA
This is a messenger RNA of Priceomyces carsonii, 1425 nucleotides long. RefSeq lists its product as uncharacterized. Gene Ontology annotation, molecular function: protein binding. Lineage: Eukaryota; Fungi; Ascomycota; Pichiomycetes; Serinales; Debaryomycetaceae. The coding region runs from base 1 to 1425 and encodes 474 amino acids. The record is from RefSeq and is a predicted model, not a curated record. The transcript has a single exon.